This is a messenger RNA of Tyto alba (common barn owl), 1198 nucleotides long. RefSeq names its product small cell adhesion glycoprotein (gene SMAGP). The transcript has 5 exons. Bases 310 to 888 code for a protein of 192 amino acids. NCBI's taxonomy places the organism in Eukaryota, Metazoa, Chordata, Aves, Strigiformes, Tytonidae. The record is from RefSeq and is a predicted model, not a curated record.
GGUUUAUGGCAGCCGAAGCCGGGCGCGGGAAAUAUUUGUGGCCCUGUUCUCCCCCAGCACCCAGCACUGCUCUGACUCAAGAAAAAGGGGCCAGGCUGGUUUUGCUGGCUCCCAGAAAUGUGCUGUCAUUAAAAAAAAAAAAAAAAAAAAAAAAAAAAAGCCCCAAUUCCACAAUUCUACCCACCCUGUGCUGCAAAAUUCCCCUAUAUAAAUGCAAACCCCUGUUGCAAAUCAGCGCCCGGGUGCAAGAGCUUGUGUCGCCACCCUAGUGCCUGGUGAUGGGCUGGCUCCCCAGCAAACGAGGGGUUAAUGGAGGAGGUAUUUCUGGGUUUUUAUAACCAUUGCAGCCAGACUGGAAAGGUGAGGCAGGAAAAGGGCAACGCCUUCGCCUGGGCGAGAGCCGCACAUGGUGCCGGCAGCUGCCUGCCCUGGCCCAGCGGGUGCAGAUCCGCACGGAUCCAGCGUGCUGGGGAAGUGAGUCACCCCCCUCCAUCAGCCCCCCAGCAGGGCCGCGGCGGACGCCCAGAGGCUCCGACUGCGCAGCGGCAGGAUCCCAGCCCAGCAAGUUCCGAAGGGACCCCGGACCUUCUCCUGAAAGGAGCCGAUGCGAUGGAAGGAGAUCAGCCCCCUCUGACUGCAGAGCUGACCACCCCCUUCCUGAAGAAGGCUCACACCCCACCUCUCCAUGAAGAUGCCAACACCGUGGUCAUCGCAGUGGUCAUCACCCUGGUGUUCCUCACCCUGCUGACGGUCCUGGUGGUGAUCAUCACCUACCUGUACAGAAACAAAGGCAGCUACCUCACCUACGAGCAGCCAGCGGCAGAGACCGACAUGUCGGUGCCGAUGGAGGACGCUCCGGCCAAGGAGAAAGAAGAGUAUUUUAUCUAACCACAGGCCCAGCACACACCUCUCGGAUGCACUCAGGUCCAAGUUGCCUCAAUUUCCUGGAGUUGGGAAUCUACAAGCUGCUUUCCUUUUUUUUUUUUUUUUUUUUUUCUUCCUUCCUUCCCCUUAAUUUAUUAAGCCCAUCACGGAAGGAAAAACGAGUAGGUGUGUGUCAGAGCCUUGCCCGCUGCAGACCAAGGGCAGGGAGAGCUUCAGCUCGGGGGAGGAGAGCAGGCACGGCCGCGCUCCGGCUGCUCGCACCCACCCCAGCUCCUCCCUUUGGUGCUUUCUAAUACAGCCCAGUGAAAAACGC